UGUCUCGGACUUGUUCUCGUACUGGUUCCUUAAUUUACUCGAGUCUUCCAUUCCUGUUUCUUCUUUCCUUCUUUCCUGUGAUCUGUUAGAUCCUUUCCCUGUUCGUAAUAUACAUACAAAAGGGACAGUCACAGACGCAAAUCCCAUUACCUACGCAUGCCCUUUGUCGGUCCGUUAGUCCAACGAUUCCGUUACACAUUACUCCAAUGUUUCUCUGACCAAAUGAUUCUCUCAUUGUGCUUCCUCAUCAUAAGAUUCUCUCUUUCAUCUCCCCAUUGAAAACCCUCGCCAAAGUUAUUGACUUUUCUGGUUCAACCGCAAUGGGUUUGCUUCAAUUUCUUCUUCUGAUCUCUCUAGGGGUGAGGAGUUAGCCAGUUUUUUAUUCUUUUUCUGAGAUUCCCACAUGGAUCGGGGGUUUAGAUUUCUGUGUCAGGCAGAAACUACGAGAUUAGUUUCAUUUGUAGGAAUAACAGUGGCUAUAGUUUUCAUGGUUCAGUAUUCUGAACUUCCUAGUAGUAAAUUCUUAUCUUCUGUUACUACCAAGUUUACUAGUUUCACAAUGGAUACAUCAUCUUCAGUUAAUUCUAAAGUGGAGGGUAAUAAUUUGCACCUAAAUGGUUCAAAUUCAAACUCUACUCAUGCAUUGGAAGAGACAGCAAUUAGUCCUCAGGUACCUCUCUUUCACAAUGGCAGUGAUUCAAUUACUUCCCCUGCAGCAGAUACAUCUAAAGAUCUUGAUAGUGUUGUCAAUUUCACAGCCAGAAAUGAUGGUUCCCCGGUGAGUAGUGUUCAGGGAAGAGAAAUUAAUUUGACAUCACAAGGGGCUUCAUCACCACAGCCUAUGGUGCCAUUGCCCAACAGAACAUCCUUAGAUUCAGAAACGGAUUCAAGAAGUCCUGUGGUAUCUGUCACUUCAGCUGCAACUUCAGUGAAAUCGAAUACUGAUCCAGUUUAUAAGGAUGGAAACUCAGGUUCUUUGCCAGGUAAUAGUAACUUGACAUCCAAUAAUGUCAAGCCUGUGACUGCAAAGAAUUCCAAAAAGAGGCCAUCUAAAGUAGUUUCAAUAUCUGAGAUGAACUUGCUGUUGCAGCAUAAUCAUGCUUCUUCCAAGCUAGCGAAACCAGCAAGGGCUUCAGCUGUUGAUCUGGAAAUAUUGCAUGCCCAAUCAGAGAUUUUAAAUGCACCCCUCAUUAUGAAUGAUCCAAGGCUUUACCCUCCUUUAUACAGGAAUGUCUCCAUGUUCAGAAGGAGUUAUGAACUAAUGGAAAAUAUGCUCAAAGUUUACAUCUACCAGGAUGGGGAUAGACCAAUCUUUCAUGAGCCCUUACUGGAUGGAAUAUAUGCAUCUGAAGGAUGGUUCAUGAAAUUAAUGGAGGCAAACAAACAGUUUGUCACUAGAGACCCUGGGAAGGCUCACUUGUUUUACAUACCUUUCAGUUCAAGAUUGUUGCAGCAAACUCUCUAUGUACGUAAUUCACACAGACGUUCCAACUUAAUUGAGUACAUGAAAAAUUAUGUGGACAUGAUUGCUGGAAAGUAUCCUUUCUGGAAUAGAACUUCUGGAGCAGAUCACUUUGUUGUUGCGUGCCAUGAUUGGGCUCCUGCAGAAACAAGAGGGCGCAUGCUUAGUUGCAUCAGAGCCCUCUGCAAUGCUGACAUUGAAGUAGGAUUCAAGAUAGGCAAGGAUGUUUCUCUUCCAGAAACAUACAUAAGGUCAAGUGAGAAUCCUGUAAAAAAUAUAGGGGGUGAUCCUCCUUCUAAGAGGCCUAUCCUGGCUUUUUUCGCAGGAGGUUUACACGGUUAUGUUCGGCCUAUUCUGUUGAAGCACUGGGAGAACAAAGAACCUGACAUGAAGAUAUCUGGUCCCUUGCCACAUGUCAGGGGUAAUGUAAACUACAUCCAGCUCAUGAAGAGCAGCAAAUUCUGCAUCUGUGCACGAGGUCAUGAAGUUAAUAGCCCGCGUGUGGUAGAGGCAAUAUUCCACGAGUGCAUUCCAGUCAUCAUAUCUGACAAUUUUAUUCCUCCUUUCUUUGAGAUUCUGAACUGGGAAUCUUUUGCUGUGUUUGUCAAGGAGGAAGAAAUCCCUAAUUUGAGGAACAUACUGCUGUCCAUCUCAGAAGAAAGAUACUUAGAGAUGCAUAAGAGGGCGAAAAAGGUGCAAGAGCAUUUUCUCUGGCAUGCUGAACCUGUAAAGUAUGAUUUGUUUCAUAUGCUUCUUCAUUCAAUUUGGUACAAUAGACUUUUCCAUAUAAGCCGGACAUGACGAUAUGAAUUUUGGAGACAAGUCACUGUGAUUGAUAGCUUGAUGAUGUAUAGAUUGUUUGAGUUAACAAAUGAAGCAAGAACAAUAUGGUUAGAGAAAAAGUUCAUUGAUUCUAGAGAAAAUGUUAUUGUUUGAUUCAUAUCCCUAGAGAAUAAUUGAUUCA
This is a messenger RNA of Glycine soja, 2426 nucleotides long. RefSeq names its product probable glycosyltransferase At5g03795. The record is from RefSeq and is a predicted model, not a curated record. Bases 404 to 2263 code for a protein of 619 amino acids. Lineage: Eukaryota; Viridiplantae; Streptophyta; Magnoliopsida; Fabales; Fabaceae. The transcript has 4 exons. Gene Ontology annotation, molecular function: glycosyltransferase activity.